Messenger RNA from Herpailurus yagouaroundi (jaguarundi), 2191 nucleotides. It is a transcript of the gene ADAP2, whose product is annotated as ArfGAP with dual PH domains 2. Lineage: Eukaryota; Metazoa; Chordata; Mammalia; Carnivora; Felidae. Gene Ontology annotation, biological process: heart development; positive regulation of GTPase activity. Gene Ontology annotation, cellular component: cytoplasm; plasma membrane; intracellular membrane-bounded organelle. The record is from RefSeq and is a predicted model, not a curated record. The transcript is spliced from 11 exons. The coding region runs from base 410 to 1381 and encodes 323 amino acids. Gene Ontology annotation, molecular function: GTPase activator activity; phosphatidylinositol bisphosphate binding; phosphatidylinositol-3,4,5-trisphosphate binding.
UUCCCUGCCCCCGGACGCCCCGGGUCCUCCCACGUUCCUGUCGCGCAGCGCGCGGACCCUGCGGACGUCCAGGGGCCCUGCGGCGCACUUCCCCACCUGCAGCUCCCCAGCUUGGCGUCCCGGGGUCGGCUCCUCCCUCCGCGCUCUCCUCUCGGUUCCCCGGAGUCUUGUCACUUCCACUUCGUGCUCGCCGCAACUUCUCGCCCCGCAUCCCUACACUCCUUCCAGGAUCAUCCUGGUCGCCUCCGUGCCUUGGCGGGUGGGCUGACCAGAAGAUCCUGACUGGGCCUCCUACAAGCUGGGCAUCUUCAUCUGUCUGAAUUGCUCCGGCGUCCACCGCAACUUCCCAGACAUCAGCAGAGUUAAAUCCGUGAGACUUGACUUCUGGGAUGACAGUACCGUGGAGUUUAUGACCCACAACGGGAACCUCCGUGUGAAGGCCAAGUAUGAAGCCAGAGUCCCUGCUUUCUACUAUAUCCCCCAGGCCAACGACUGUCUGGUCUUAAAGGAACAGUGGAUUCGAGCUAAGUAUGAAAGACAGGAAUUCAUGGCCGAUGGGAAAACCAUCUCACCCCCAGGUAACCGAGAAGGGUUCUUAUGGAAGCGGGGAAGAGACAACGCACAGUUCCUGAGAAGGAAGUUUGUUCUCCUGUCAAGAGAAGGCCUCCUGAAAUACUAUACUAAAGAAGAGGGUAAAGGCCCCAAAGCUGUCAUCAGCAUCAGAGACUUGAAUGCCACCUUUGAAACAGAGAAGAUAGGGAACCCCCACGGGCUGCAGAUCACCUACAGGAGAGAGGGCCACAUCAGGAACCUGUUCGUGUACCACGAAAGUGGGAAGGAGAUAGUGGACUGGUUCAAUGCCCUCCGUGCAGCCCGUCUGCAGUACCUAAAAACGGCCUUUCCUGAGCUCCCAGAGUCUGAGCUCGUGCCCCUCAUCACCAGGAACUACCUCAAACAAGGCUUCAUGGAAAAGACGGGCCCAAAGCAGAGAGAACCUUUCAAAAAAAGGUGGUUCGCCCUGGAUCCCCAGGAGCGGAGGCUGCUCUAUUACAAGAACCCACUGGAUGCCUUUGAACAGGGCCAGGUUUUUCUUGGGAGCAACGAGCAGGGGUAUGAUGUAUAUGAAGAUCUGCCCAAGGGCAUCCGAGGGAACCGCUGGAAAGCUGGCCUCACCAUCAUCACCCCUGAGCGGAGGUUCGUCUUCACCUGCCCCAGCGAGAAGGAGCAGCGGGAAUGGCUGGAGAGCUUUCAGGAUGUCCUCUCCCGCCCCCUGACGCCCCUCAACCUCCUCGUGGGACUGCAUUGCCGUGGUUAUUGGCUCAGCUCUCUCCUUGUUCCUCUGGCAGCUGCGUCAACAGAGGGCAGCCACGGCCGCAGGUGACCCAUCAGCUGAGGAGCUGGCCACUGGUCACCCGGAGCUUGUGGUGGGAAGGACAAGUCCUCACCUUGGCCUUGGUUGCCCAGCUGGAGGGCCCCAUAGGCAACAGCCAUCGCCGGCCAUGAACUCUGCCAAGACUGAAGCUUUGGCCUUGACCUGUUGGCUCCCCAGGCCUUCCCACUGCCCAGCCCUGGGGGUCUUGGGGCUCUGGCACAUGUCCUCAAGGCCCAGGACAUCUGAAAUGAAGGCACCGCAAUGGAAAGCCACCCACCGUGUCAUGCAAGUGGCAUUUUUGCUCAAAGAGAAAAAAAGUUUAAUCUGGAUCUAACCAUGAGGAACUAAUCAGACAGAUUCACAUUAGAGACAUUCUCUGAAACAGCUGGCCUGGACUCUUCAAAAGUGUCAGUAUCAUGAAAGAUAAAGUAGUGAGGAAAGGGUUCUAGAUUUAAAAAGACUAAGGAGGCAAGAAAAUGCAAUUCAUGAUUCUUGACUGGAUCCUGGAUUUUUAUGAUUAAUUUUUUUAAAGAUUUUUAUUUGUAAGUAAUCUCUACACCCAACGUGGGGUUCAACCUUACAACCCCGAGAUCAGGAGUCGCACACUCUCCUGACUGAGCCAGCCAGGCUCCCCUGGAUCCUGGAUUUUUACAAAGCAGCUAUAAAAGACAUAAUAGAGAUAACUGGGGAAGUUUGAACAUGGAUGUAUACUAGCCAAGAGUGUUGUAAAACUGAUAAUUAUGUUGUAUUUGUGUAGAUUGUUCUUGUUCUUCAGGGAUACGUGCCGAAGUGUUCAGGGAUAAAGUGUAAUAAUUUUUA